AUGGAGAUCAGUGGUAGUAGCAAGAAGAGGAAAAUAAUUUGCUGUGAUGAAGAGGAUGAAGAAAAACAAAAGGAAGACGAAGCGAAAAUGGAGACUUUCUUUGCUCUAGUGAGAAGCAUGCGCAAGACACGUGACAGAUGGAAGAACAAAAUGAACGGAGAUAUAAAGGGACAAAAUGGAGUUGUUGCUGCUGUUUGGAAACCUACGUUUCAACUAGAAGAUUUUGCAGAAGAGGGUGCUGAUCACAGUGAUCAUUGCCGAAACCGAGACGCUAGGGUUGGCAUAUUCGAAGGUGUGUCUACAAAGAGCAAUAAUAAGGAAGAUGAUGCAGAAAAGGAUAUUGACUUGAACUUGAAGCUUUCACUUUGA
Vicia faba (fava bean) is the source of this 369-nucleotide messenger RNA. NCBI's taxonomy places the organism in Eukaryota, Viridiplantae, Streptophyta, Magnoliopsida, Fabales, Fabaceae. The record is from the annotation of a GenBank genome assembly.